GCUCCUGCUCCGCUAGCCUAAAGUGCUAGGUUUCAUCCAAACAACCCCAAUUCGGCGAAGUUCACGCCAUUCAACUGCUCAUUUCAUCAAUCAUCUCUCUCUCUUCCUCCUUUGCAUAUACACUCUACAUUCGAAGUUGAUCGAUCGUUUUCACUCGACCUUUGUUCUUAUCAGUAGAUCCUUCAAUGGCUGCUUAUGCUGCUACUGCCUUCACCUCUCUUGGAGUUCCGGAGAAGAUAUCCUCUUCAAUUGCCUUAUUUUCCCGUCAUAUCUCUCAUCGCCGUUUUACUUCUCUCUCUCCCGCUGGAAUGCUAUAUCCUCACCUCCGUCUUCCACUACAAAACCGAUGGUCAUCGUCUUCUACUUCUUCUGGGAUUAGAUCACAGGUUGCAGCAGUUGAGCAAGCUAGUGUUGAUGUAACUGAGAAAGUUGUUGAAUCACCUGUUGUUAUCGUGACUGGAGCUUCUAGAGGUAUCGGCAAAGCAAUUGCAUUAGCCUUGGGAAAGGCUGGAUGUAAGGUGCUGGUGAACUAUGCUAGGUCAUCAAAGGAAGCAGAAGAAGUAUCCAAAGAGAUUGAAGCAAGUGGAGGUCAAGCUAUAACUUUUGGUGGGGAUAUGUCUAAAGAAGACGAUGUAAACUCAAUGAUCAAAGCGGUAGUUGACCAAUGGGGAACAAUUGACGUGCUGAUAAAUAAUGCAGGAAUUACUAGGGAUGGAUUGUUGAUGAGGAUGAAGAAAUCUCAGUGGGAGGAAGUUAUUGAUCUAAAUCUUACUGGAGUAUUUUUGUGCACACAGGCUGCUGCCAAGAUUAUGAUGAAAAAAAAAAAGGGAAGAAUAAUCAAUAUAGCAUCUGUGGUUGGUUUGGUUGGAAAUGCUGGUCAAGCCAAUUAUAGUGCUGCAAAGGCUGGAGUGAUUGGAUUUACCAAAAGUGUCGCAAAGGAAUAUUCGAGCAGGAAUAUCAAUGUUAAUGCUGUUGCACCAGGUUUUAUUGCAUCUGAUAUGACUGCUAAGCUUGGAGAUGAUAUUGAAAAGAAAAUUUUGAGCACCAUUCCCUUAGGCCGGUAUGGACAACCAGAGGAAGUUGCAGGAGUAGUGGAAUUCUUAGCUCUUAAUCCUGCUGCAUCUUACAUUACUGGACAGGUUGUGACAAUUGAUGGAGGAAUGGUAAUGUAACAUAGUAGAAGAGAGAUCCCGAAAGCUUAAUGAGGUAUUUCUUCCUUUUUUUUUCAUUUUGUUGGAGGAGGAAGCACCUAUUAUUAUUAUAUAUUGAUCUUGUGAAAGCCCCUAGCAGCUAGAUGGAACAGUUAGUGUGUGAGUUAUCUGUGACCUCUUCCAAUCUCUUUUCCAUAAAUGCUUUUCAAUCUCAUUUUUUACUCUUAACUUGAGGGACUAAACAAAUGGAUCAUUUUAAAUGAUCAAUGUUCAUGUAGUGGGUGAAUUAAUAGAUUUUCAGCACAUUUUGA
This is a messenger RNA of Impatiens glandulifera, 1462 nucleotides long. Its product is annotated as 3-oxoacyl-[acyl-carrier-protein] reductase 4-like. The coding region runs from base 186 to 1172 and encodes 328 amino acids. The transcript has 11 exons. The record is from RefSeq and is a predicted model, not a curated record. Gene Ontology annotation, molecular function: 3-oxoacyl-[acyl-carrier-protein] reductase (NADPH) activity; NAD binding. Gene Ontology annotation, biological process: fatty acid biosynthetic process. NCBI's taxonomy places the organism in Eukaryota, Viridiplantae, Streptophyta, Magnoliopsida, Ericales, Balsaminaceae.